AUGCACGUUCAAUGGUACUCAUCGAUUUUCUUCCUGCUUGCGAAAUCACCAAGUUUCUGGAGCAUAGGUCAAAACAGGAACUACGGUGGCGUUGAGGAAGUCAACACGGAGCCGGGUAUUCCUGAUUAUCAAUACAUCCUUGAUGAUCUUAUAACCUCCCCAGGCCGCUCGUUUCCUCGUGCCCAACUCGAGGAUCAGCUCGUUCUUCAUGUUCAUUUCCAGACCCAGACAAACGAUGCUGGUGCGUUCGAAUGUGUUCCUUCCGUUGAGAGUGAAUGGGUCAUCCGAGACCCAUCCGCUCCGCAUGAACAUCGUCUUUUGCAGAUUCACCUGAAGACCGAUGCAUCCACAUGUUUCGUCGAAUUCGGUUAG
Molecule: messenger RNA, 372 nt
Organism: Necator americanus (New World hookworm)
Lineage: Eukaryota; Metazoa; Nematoda; Chromadorea; Rhabditida; Ancylostomatidae
Exons: 1
Coding region: 1-372 (123 amino acids)
Source: RefSeq, a predicted model, not a curated record